UCAUUUACAACUCUCUCUCCUCGCUCCGCAUCUUCCACUGUGCGUGUAUGUGAUGAUGCUCGAAUGUUACAUUCUAGCGCUCAGUUCAUUUUCAUUCGUUUCCCGCCAUUGAUGUCUGGCUGAUGUAAACCAAUAAAAACCACGUCUGUCAUGAAUCGCUAAUAUCAGACGCUAAUAAUAUUGAUUGUUUAUUGAGUCAGGUGAACAGUCCUUUCAUCUGCAAACGGUGAUCGACACGUACAGACAAACAGGAUGAUGGGUUUACAUGAAUUCAUAUGGAUGACAGGUAUACUGAUGGCGCAGGAUCAUCCUUAACCCACUUGCGAGGGAUUUUUGAUCGUGACAGUACGUGAAGAUGGCGACGGGGACGGGCUGGCAGCCGCCGUACAGCGCUGCUCCGGGUAUCAAUCCUCCCGCUGCUGCUUCUGGAUCAAGCACCAGUCCAUCCUCCACAUCCAGCCAUUUACUCUACGAAUCUGCUCUGACCAUGGAAUACACUCAAGAUCUGCACCUGAAGAUGAGUAAAAAAAUAGCACAACUCACUAAGGUCAUUUACGCCCUCAAUACGAAAAACGACGAGCAUGAAGAUGCCAUCCAGUCUCUGAAGGAUGCCCAUGAUGAGGAGGUGCAGCACAUCCUGACGGAGACUCGAGAGAAGAUCCUUCACUACAAGAGCAAAAUCGGGGACGAGGCUGACCUAAAACGCCGCCUACAGUCCCUGGAGGAAUCCGUGGAGCUGCACGAACACAUGAAGCGCCAAGCGCUGGCAGAGUUCGAGAUGUACCGUCAGCGCAUGGAGGACACGCAGCUCUGCACGGAGGCUCAGCACACGCAACGUGUGGUCUCCAUGUCCCGUGAAGUGGAGGAAAUGCGGCACGAGUUCGAAGAGAAGCUGCGCUCCUUCAGCCAUGUGCAAGCCCAGUUUGAGCAGGAAAAACGCCGGGCAUUGGAGGAGCUCAAGUCAGUCCACCGACAGGAAGUCCAGGAGCUGCUGGAAAGCCAGGAGAACCAGAGUGCGUCCUCCAGCCUGGAACAGGAGAAACUGGCCGAGCUGCACCGUACUGAGCUGGAGUCGCUCAUGGAGCGCGUGGAGGAGCUGAUGCAGGACAAGGUUCGGCUGGUGGAGGAAUACGAGGCCAAGCUGAGCAAGGCUCAAGGGUUCUAUGAACGCGAGCUGGAGGCCAUGAGGCGAACGCAGCAGCUCACCACAGAGAACUUGCUGGCCUGGAAGAGGACGGAGGUGGAACUGAGGAAGGAGUUUCAGGUGCAGGAGGCGGCGCUUCAGAGGACCCUAUGUAAACUCCGCGCUGAACUACACAGAGCUCAGGAUGAGGCGCGAGAGAGCAGGGACAAGACCAACAGACUCCAGGCGUCUCUUAACAAUGCAGAAGUCACAAUUACGGAGUUACACAAGCAGCUGGAAGAGGCCAUACAGGAUGGAGAGAUUUGGGUGAUGCAGCUGAAAGAUACAGAAUAUGAGCUGGAGGGAAGCAGAGAUCGAGUUCAGCAGCAGGCCAAUGAAAUCCUUCACAAAGCCAGUCAGAUAGGCUCUCUUCAAGCGACCCAAAUGAGCCACGAGGCCACUAUCAGGGAUCUUGGAUCAGAGCAGAACCGCCUGAAGGAGAAGAUCCUCCAGCUGGAGGAGGAGAGAGAGAGACUUCAGAAACAGAUACAAACCCUGGAAGAACAACAGCAUCAGAAGAUCCUCACUCUGGAGAAGUCGCUUCGUGAGGAAAAGCAGAGCUAUGAGAUGGAGCUGGCGCAAAUCAGGGCCAAAUACGAGGAGGAAGCGGCCUGUCUGAAAGAAAGCCAGGCAGAGUCCUUAGAAGAACUCAAGGAGAAACACAGAGUCCAGCAGGAAAGUGCUCGCAGUGCUGCUGAGAGAGAGAAGAAUCAGCUGCUCAGUGAGAUGAGACAACAGUUUGAUAUCCGGCGUCUGUCAUUGGAAGAGCAGAGAAACCACCUGCAACAGCAACUGGAGACUAUACGAGAGGAACUCACUACCAAGCUCAACAUGGCCAACCAAGAGGUGUCCCAUUUGAAGGAUCUUGUGAAAGAGAGUGAAGAAAAUCUGGAUUCUGCUGAGAGCCACAUCUCCUGUCUUAAAGACAGCCAGGAAAAGCUUCUCAUCGAGUUGGAUGCCACUAGGGCGAGAGUGAGAGAGACAAGCAAUCUGCUUACAGACCUACAAGAGGAGAUAGAAACCCAGAAACAGCAACAUGAAGCCAGGGUCAUCGCUAUCAAAACAGAGGAGAAACAGAAAAUGGACAAAAUCACAGAGGAGCUGGAUCUCAAGUGGACCGAUGCUCUAAGGGAUGAGCUGAAGGGUCUUCGGGAAGAGCUUACAGCCGAAUAUCAGGCAGAGAAACAGGUGGCCCUGACACAACUUUCCCAGCAGAGAGACCUGGAGAUGAUGGCAGCCAGGGAGAGCUGGCAGAGGAAGGUGGAGGACCUCCUGGAACAGAUCUCUCUGCUGAAGCAGAGCCUGGAGCUACAGAUGUCGCAGUCAAAAAGCGCGCUGCAGCAAUUGCAGGCACAGUUCAGCCAAGAGCGUGAGCACCUGGCGCAGCAGGUGCAGGAACUGGCUCUGGAGCAUCAGCACAGAGAGUGCCGCCUGCAGGAGGCCCAGUGCUGCGCCCUGCAGGACAUGGAGGACGCACAACAAAUCGAGCUUAGGGAGCUCGAGGAUCGUCUAAAGCAGGAACAGAGAGAAGAGUUACAUGCUUUAAGAGAAGCCCACAGACAGACCCUGGAAAUCCUUCAGCAGCAGUCAGACCAGGAGCUGCAGACGCUGCGCUUUGAGCUGGAGGAUGAAGGCAAAGCCAUGCUGGCUUCCCUGCGGUCAGAGCUCAAUCAUCUUCAUGCCACUGCCAUUGAACACCUGAGACAAGUCCACUUGAAGGAGAACAAUGCCGCCAAACGAGAGCUGGACGACACUAUUGAGCGCUGCAAAGAACAUGAACAAGACCUUCUAGAGCGUUUAUCUGAACUGAAACAGGAGGUGAGCUGCUGGAAGAACCGAAUCGCCGAUCUGGACCAUGAGAUCCACUCGCUCAAUGAGACCAUCAGCACCCUGACCAAAGAGCUGGAGCUCAAAGGGAAAGAAGUUCUGCGGGCGCGCAGUGAGGCCAAUCUGCAGAUCAGGGCUCAUGAACAGGAUCUCUCUAAGCGCCUUGAGAGGGAGAUUGAAGAGCUGAAUGCUUCUCAUAACAGAGAGACCCAGAUCAUGCUGUCAGAUUUUAACAAAGCUCAGGAGCUGCUAAAAGACAAGAUCUCUGCUCUGCAGAUUCUGUUGGAAGGUACGGAGGAGAAGUUCAGGAAUAGAGAAAGCCGACCGGAGGACCUCCAGGUGAUUGCUGAACUCAGAGAAAUGGUGUCCGAGAGAGAAGCCCUGGUCAAGAAGCUUGUGGAUGACAAGAAGUUUUAUCAACUGGAGCUGGUGAAUCGAGAGCCUGGCUUCAACAAGGUGUUCAACACCAAUCCCAAUGUCGGGGUCAUAAACCCCCUUAUAAAGCGUAAGAGUAGAAAACCUGCGAACAGUUUCGCCAGCUCUCCGAACCUAAGCGUUGUUGCGGCAGAAGGGAUGGCGGGCGGCUCCGUUCCGCCUGCUUGCCUAGAGUCUGUCCCCAACUCCCCCAUUCACCACCAUGAGCUCAGGUCUAACAAACCUCAGCCCCCUCCAACCCCUCCGCCUCAGGCCGACUCCACCCGGAGCCCUCGUAAGACUGAGGAUUCAACUGUAGCACCAAAAGAACAGCAACCACAAGAGCUAUUUUCACAGUACUUCUCCUUUUAAAUUUUUGAAGACACUCAACUGAAGAGCAUGUGAAACUGCAGUUUUCAAUAGUCCAUUCGUCUGUUCUUGAUAUCUCACUGUGAGUUUGUUAUUUUCCCUUUUGAUAUGGGCAUAUACUUGAUUUAAAAUGAAAUGCACAUUCAUUUCAUAUACUAUUCAUAAAUAUGUCUUUUCUGGAUGGACUAAAACUGUUGGAAUACCAAUGUCUUGCCAGUUUUGAAAUAAAUUGCACAGACACUUA
Messenger RNA from Ctenopharyngodon idella (grass carp), 4037 nucleotides. It is a transcript of the gene fam184aa, whose product is annotated as family with sequence similarity 184 member Aa. The record is from RefSeq and is a predicted model, not a curated record. Bases 356 to 3796 code for a protein of 1146 amino acids. The transcript is spliced from 18 exons. NCBI's taxonomy places the organism in Eukaryota, Metazoa, Chordata, Actinopteri, Cypriniformes, Xenocyprididae.